This is a messenger RNA of Opisthorchis viverrini, 588 nucleotides long. RefSeq lists its product as hypothetical. The record is from RefSeq and is a predicted model, not a curated record. The coding region runs from base 1 to 588 and encodes 195 amino acids. NCBI's taxonomy places the organism in Eukaryota, Metazoa, Platyhelminthes, Trematoda, Opisthorchiida, Opisthorchiidae. The transcript has 3 exons.
AUGGCGAUGGGUUCCUCAGCCAGUGAUUGUCUGGCCUAUUGGGGUCUAUCUGAAAGAGACCGUUCCAGACAAGGCUCGCAGAAGAUGUGGCUGUUCAGUAACAAGGAUUCAACUUCUUCGCUGCCAUCGAUCGGCUCCAUGGGAUUGAACUUCACUAGUGAUCCAGUAGCCGGAUUUGCUCUGACGGCCUCGGAAGAUGCGGUGUACCACACGAUAGACGGUGCCUUUGGUUUAGAGUGGCGAGUUCGAAAUGCAUACAACAAAAAGAAGAAUACCGAUGAAGUCUCAGUAUUCAGUUGUAACCUUCAAUCCUUUCAAUCCAGCAUGCCUAUGACGGGGUCUGUCGUAGAGUCACUUCAUCAAACCACUAGAUGGAUGAAGACUUUGCGUCAUCCGAACAUUCUCAACUGGAUUGCUGGGACAGAGUUAGCCAGUGGCCAAAAGCUUCCGAUUGAAUUCCAUCUCAUCACAGAGCGGGUUGUGCCACUUAGAGACUACUUGCGCGUUAAAGCCGACAGUGGGAAUUUCAAUCUCAUGUCUUCUUGGGGCAUCUAUCAGGUGUACGCAAAUUGUGCACUUCUCGCUUAG